UGACUCUGUUUUUAUGAAUGAAAAGAAUCCUGUGAGUGAGUAAUUCCAGGAAACUCAGAUUACAACUCAGCAGAUCGCGCAGGCCAGCUCAGCCCUCCUGCCUGGAAAACAACCCCACUGCAUCUCCCUUUAUUUAUUAUUAUCAUUUUUAUUACUAUCAUCAUCAUCAUCAUCAUCAUUAUUAUUUUUACAGCAACAAACAAGAGGGUUCCAAAAAGAGAACCGAAGAAAGGGAGGAAAAAGAAGAAGGUGGAAAGGAAGAGAGAAGCCACUGAAAAUUCAUCCGGAAGAUAUAGAUAUAUAGAUAUAUAUUGAGCAAACCCAGUUACAGGCUCUUUCCUGGACACCAGCAAAAGCACGAGGCAAAUAUGUCAGCUGACAGUUUGUCAAGCAAAGCCCUAAAGAUCAAACGGGAGAUGGGUGAGAACACGCCGCACCUCUCCGAUGAAGAGCUCAUGGGGUUGUCAGUGCGGGAGCUUAACCACCAUCUGCGAGGGCUGUCCAAGGAGGAGGUGGCGCGGUUGAAGCAACGUCGGCGCACAUUGAAGAACCGUGGCUACGCAGCCAGCUGCCGGGUCAAGCGGGUGUGUCAAAAGGAAGAGCUGCAAAAGCAGAAGACGGAGUUGGAAAGAGAAGUCGAUAAGCUAGCACGUGAGAACGCCGCCAUGCGUCUUGAGCUUGACGCCCUGCGUGGCAAGUAUGAGGCACUGCAGGGCUUUGCCCGCACCGUCACUGCUCACAGCACUACCGCUAAGGUGGCUACUGCCAGCGUCAUUACUAUUGUCAAAUCUGGCUCCAACCAGGCCACAUACUCCUAGUGUCUACAAGCCAAGUCGCGAACUGAGUCCUGUUGCCAUGCCUCUGCCCAGCUCUCACCUAGAAUGGCUGUAGCUGCACUGGUUCUUCCCCCUUUCUUCUGCCAUUGGAAGGAAACAGAAUGGGCUUGAAGACAAAAUUCCCGAAUAUUUAACUUCCUCCUCCAUCCUUCAUCUUCACUGGAAGAGGGUGGGAAGGUGUUGUCUGAGUUGUGUCAUUUUAGCUGUUAAUGUUAUCUGUUGAUUGGAAUGCAGUGGCCAGUUACCCCUUUGCCUUUCCCCUCCCCAACCCCUUUCCCUCUUCCAUUUUAUGUUUGUCAGGGUUUCUUCUCUACUCCUUCUGCACACCUUAAAUUAAGUUAAUGUAGUGGGAUGUACUUGGAGAGGACCCUUGAUUGCAAGGGUAAUGAAAGGGACAUAACUUCUCUAUGUUGAAGCAAAAAGGGAUGCUAGACUGAAGCCAGCUUCUUAUCAAUAGGAGCUGGGGAUACAGUAACCAAGCAGGAGGUCAGCAAAAGCUAGCUCAGUUUACUUGGUGGCCCUGCUGUGCCACAGCCUUGUGUGCAUCCAUGAUGCAGCUCUGCCUUCUCUAUGCUUUCCCAUUAACUGUACACUUCUUAGCUCAGAAAUGUUUGAUUUCCACAAUCUGGAACUGGAGGUGUUUGAACUCUGUGACACUCAUGCUCUGCUGUUAGGCUUCCUGUGGAUGCUGGACAAGAUUGACCUUCAGAUUGAUCCAGUUUAUCUCUUACAUUCAUACAGACUGGCUGUAACAAGAGCAAACCCCAGCCAUACUAAGCUGUUGAUGAGUGGCAUGCUUAACAACAACAAAAUAAAGGGGAAAUUAGUUGUAACAAGAGGCAAUAAAGGGAAUUAUUGCUGUGUGGUCAUAAGAGUGGUAAGAGGAAAGGGUCAUUGAGGUGCGUGCCAAAACAAGAAGACAGAAUCUGUUGCUUUCAUCCUAUCUGAUGAUGAUAUAAUAUAGCACAACACAGUAAUUAGAAGAGACAACUGCUGCCUGCAGCAGUGUGUGUACAUAAUAUUCAUUUGUGUACACUUUUAUUGUUAACAGUGUUCUUAAACCGAGGUUAUAAGUUCUUUGGAAUGGAAUGGAAGCAGCUUUCUAAAGAGGGAGAAGAAGGUGGAGAAAGUAAAGAGGAGAGAUGAGGCAGGGUGAUGAUGGAUAAAGCAAGUGAUACUGGUGGAGAGGGAAUAGGCAACAAGAUUGUAACUAAAAUAUUAUGGAAGCCUUUUCAGUUUUAAUAUGAAUUAAUUUCUGGGAUGGGCAGUAGCUGUGGUAGUCUUUUAUGCAGUUUUUGGGAUGUUCAUGCUGGGUAAUGGUGAUGAAUGUUGGAACUAAGGAAAAAACAGAAAGCAGAAUUCAUCUAAUCAGAAAAACAAUCAGUCCAGUGGGAAAGUGUCUCUUAAUUUGUUCAGAUCAGCCAAUAUGAAGAUGAAUUGUUUCUGAUGUUUCAAAUUAUGCUCCAUCUGUCAUCAAGUGUGAAAAUGUGCCUAGAAUCUUGGUCCAAGCAGAGAUUAUAAGAAAAAAUAAAUAGGGCAUCUAUGCCAUGGGAGACUAGCACACAUACCUCUUGGAUAGUAUUAAGAGGUUGGCGAGUGACUGGGUCAGGGAUGGCUUGGGUGCAGAAUGAGGGAGGAUAGAUUAGAUGGGUCUUGAAGAUACCUUCCACCCUUUCAUUCUUAUGCUAACAUAGGAACCAGUGAGUAUUUGUGGGCAGUCACUUCCAGGCAUGUGCCACAGUGACUUAUUUAAGUGACAAACAAUUAACCUUCUAAUUUUUUUAGACAUAUGGUUGGGUUCACCCAUCCUGCAGCUUACCAUGACAACCACCCCUGUGAUGGAAUCAGCUUUUAAACCAGUGUUGUCCGUCCGUCCUCCCUCCCCCACCCUUUGAUGAUUCUUAUGGGGGAGGCGUUCCACUCUUUCACAUUUCCUCCCGCAUCCUUGUUUUUCCUUGUUCUUACCCUGUGACUUAUUUAUUGCACGAAUAUAAGUUAUUUUCACGUCCUUUAUGCCAUUCCGCCUUGUGGCACGGCCAGGAUGUUGGUACAGAGCCGUACUUUAUAUUUUAUAUAUGCAAAUCACAUUUUAUCUUCUAUAGAGCAAGAAAAAAAGUACUUAUUUAUUUUCUGACUUACAGUAAGUGUCCUGCAAGACUCCUCUGUAUUUUGUAGACUUUACAAAUAAAGCCAGAUUUUUUUUCCAAAAUGGAAAAGCUGAAAA
Molecule: messenger RNA, 3060 nt
Organism: Sceloporus undulatus (fence lizard)
Lineage: Eukaryota; Metazoa; Chordata; Lepidosauria; Squamata; Phrynosomatidae
Gene: MAFF
Product: MAF bZIP transcription factor F
Exons: 3
Coding region: 369-818 (149 amino acids)
Biological process (GO): regulation of transcription by RNA polymerase II; regulation of epidermal cell differentiation
Cellular component (GO): nucleus
Molecular function (GO): RNA polymerase II cis-regulatory region sequence-specific DNA binding; DNA-binding transcription factor activity, RNA polymerase II-specific
Source: RefSeq, a predicted model, not a curated record